CCGAGCUGACCCCUACCGAUACCCGCCGGCCGCCGCAGCUGUCGAUCUCUCCGCGCCGCCCCCUCGCCCCUGCACUGUCUCUUCCCCGGUUCGCCGCGGACUGCGCAUAGUUGCUGAGUUCCGCCACCGGUUCCACUGCCAAUGGCUGCCGCACGCGCAGCCGCGAAGCAGGUGACCAAGCGGAACUUCCCGGAGGCGCUGCAAGAGCUGGCGGCUCACCUGAAGGAGUGCGACUACGUAGCCGUCGCGGCGCUGAAGACGGGCGCCCCCACCGGGUGGCGACGCGCGCUUCCGGUUGACACCGCCGAGACGGCGUACCUGAAGGCCAAACUCGCUGCCGAGUCCUUCCAGCCUCUCCACAUCGCCGUCUGCCCAUUCCGCUUCGACGCCACCUCCCAUUCCACCGUCGUUGCCUACCCGUACAAUUUUCAUUUGUUUCCCAGAGAUGAGUUACAGCUUGGAAUGCCUUCUUAUAGUUUCUCCUGCCAAACAUCUUACUUUUCAUCCAUGGCCCGUGAUGGUUUUGAUUUCAAUAUGUGCAUUUAUGAUGGUAUAUCUUAUCUAUCAAGGGUGCAAGAAUCCUUGGCAAGGCAAAAGAUCUUUAUCCCUCAUCUUCGCCAGCCAUCCCCAUCACCAAGCACAACUGUUGCCGAUUCAGUUUUUACAACUAGAAUUAAGUCAAGAAUUCAGCAUUGGCGAAAAGGAUAUGCAGAGCCAAGUAAAACAGCUGAUGGUUCUUUAGUCAAUUCCCUUAGGAAACUAAUUUUGGGCGGUGAAUCAUAUGGUUCAAGGCCCAGUAUGAGCAUUGAUGUUUGCAGUGAUCGCCAAGUUCAACUGGUUUUGGAGACAAUAAAUCGUGUCUCUGAUGACCUUGUACCUCUUGUUGUUCCGGAUAAAGCUGGGAUGUCUAGGGCAGUGCGUGUGAUCUUUACUAGUUCUGAAGAGGAUAAGAAUCUUCUCCUGAUGGAUAUCCAAAAAUUGGAAGAUGAACAUAGUGUGAAGUUUCGUGGAUUUCGAGAAGUUAUUGAUCUGCUAUCAUCUUCACAGAAACCAAUCAUAUCAUACAAUUGCUUGAAUGACCUUACAAUGAUACACACCAAAUUUAUUGGGCCUCUUCCGCCAAACAUGCAUGAAUUUACGUGUUCCUUGAGGAUGGUUUUCUCUAGCGUUGUUGACGUUGGCCAUUUGUGGCGAGAAAUUGGCCCUUUGAGAAAUGCGAAGAAUAUACAAGCGGCUCUGAGUUACUUACAAAGACAGUACUUUGUGCCAAUGGAAAUAGAAAUACCACAGCAAGAUGGUACCAACAGUGUCACAAAAGGUGGAGAAAAUGUUCUAAGAAUUACAAAAUUAUUUGCUAAACUAAGUAUGUUACUUAAAAUCAGUCCCAAGCAUCAAUCUCAAUCUGGUGAGCAGCAUCACACAGUUGAAGAUUUCUGUAACAUCUUUUAUCCUGGUUGUAUGGCCGGAGAAUCUGAUGAUGUUGACUGCACUAAGGAGCCAGAUAUCACAAGGACAGUGAGCACUGACAGUGUUAUUUUCUUGUGGGGCUUUAGGAAGACAUCUGCCAAAGAACUGAGAUAUCUCCUUACAAGAUUACAUCACGUCUUCUCAAACGAUUUUGAGCUAAGAUUGUUGGAUAAGACUUGCUCCGUUCUGAUAUUUCGCAGUUCUGAUACUCCAAUGGAAUUACUAAGGGAGAUUAGCUCGGAGAGUCCCUCACUGAAUAAUUUCUUCUCGGAAGGUCUGAAAGCUGCAGGUUUUGAUGUCUACUGGAAGGUUUGCAGGUUAGGACUUUGGGAUUCGGAUUUAGCCGAGGCCCUGGAGGCUGUUUCAUCAGAGCAAGCUACUUCAGCGCUUUCUGGGCAUGGUACCUCUGAGAUAUACUGGAAUAGUUCAUUGAUGCUAGAUAUAAAGGAGUAUCUGGAAUGCUAGAACAUUAUAUGACCCUAAGAUUUUGUUCAAGUCAUAGCAGAUUAAUGAGAACACCUCACAGAUAGCAGUCAUAUCAGACAAGGUAAAUCAAGAAGUGGAAGCUUGCUUGUUUGACUAUUUUUGCCCAGGACAUGCGAGGUUUACUCCAGGUGAAACUUUAUUUUAUUUGUCUCACACUCCAUGUGCAUAUUUGAGUUGAGCUUCUACACCUGAUCAAACCGGUCAGCAUUUCUUGGAUUUUUGGUGAGCUACCCGUCUUCCAUAUCCCUCUGAUGAGAACAUGACUUACAUGACCCAUGUGGCGGACAACAAAUCAUCGACAGAUGAAGGGCUGUCUAUUUUUAUGGAACGGUGGCAGAAGAUUUUUAGCCCAAAUUGUUAACCCAGCCUUGAAAUUGAGCUUGCACAGCACGUGGAUGAAUGGUUGAUAUUCCGAAGGGCGUACUUGUGCAAUCAGUUAAUCUCCUAUUUUAGUGACGGAUGACACGCCGGCCUUGACGGUAUAGGGAUUCUUCGAAAUGGGAUAACGCGUAAGAGAUUGGUGUAGCGUUAGCUGGCUCCGUAUACUCUUGCGGUAGCCGCACUUGCAAAAUCGGCAAAUUCAGGCCGAAUUUGGAGCCUUCGCCCCGCAGUCAGCCAGACAUUGUGAACACUAGCCAUCGCGCUCCUGCCUAACCACAUGGGCAUUCGGUCGGCAGUCUCUGACCCGUAUCAUAACGUUGUGAACGAGAGCAAUAUUAAAAGUCCCCUUUCGAUGCA
Molecule: messenger RNA, 2691 nt
Organism: Brachypodium distachyon (stiff brome)
Lineage: Eukaryota; Viridiplantae; Streptophyta; Magnoliopsida; Poales; Poaceae
Product: poly(A)-specific ribonuclease PARN-like
Exons: 9
Coding region: 142-1932 (596 amino acids)
Cellular component (GO): cytoplasm
Molecular function (GO): 3'-5'-RNA exonuclease activity; RNA binding
Source: RefSeq, a predicted model, not a curated record